AUGCUGGGAUUGCCUCACGCCGCGUGGUUCUUCGUCGGGAUCGAGGCCUUGAGUCUGGCUGGUGACCAAAUUGACGCACCGAAGAAAGUCAUCCCAGUCGCGCAGCUCACGUGCAUCUUGUCGGUAUUCGCGACUGGAGUCAUGGUGGUCUUUGUGACGGUAUCGCUGACUCCGGGGUUGACAGAGUUGCCGAGCAACUUGAUCCCGUUCGACCUCGGGUUCACGCAGAUGUUCAACGUGUCGAGGCGAUACACUGCGUUCCUCUCGCUACCGGCAAUCUUCGCCACAGCGUUCGGGUUUACGUGGGUGUACGGCAAAGUCAUCGCAGCAAUGUCAACAUCGAAGCUUCUGCUUCCCUUCUGCGCCAAAACCACCGCUAAAAGCAACACACCGUACAACGCGCUGCUCCUCGGAUCCGCGUGGAGCUACGCGCUCUGCCUUCUCGUCUACGUCGUACCUCAAGUCGGUGAGAGUUUCACAGGAGUCUGCAUGCUCUCCGCUGCCAUGUCGUACUCUGGACAAUGCGUCGGCUACAUCGCGCUCAAGCGGAACUACAAAAACAUCAAAAGCUCCGAGUUCCGCAGUCCGUUCGGGAUCGCCGGAGCCUUCUGCUCCUUGCUGGUGUGGAUCCUCAUGGCCGUCUCGCUACUGACGAUCCACGACGACGGGGGCAUUGACGCCAUGGGCUUCACGAUCGUCGUGAUUCUCUUCACGGUCUUCUACUUCUGCUACGCUCGCAAGCGCCAGACUUUUUCUCCGCAGGAAAACAAAAUCAUGUUAGUGGCUCACGUGACGAAAUUUAACAUCAAGAAGGUGGCGAGCCGACAGAACCGACACCAGAAGAAUGGCAGUGGCAGCAGCAGCAACACGGCAGCGGGGGCGGAGACGUCUCUGAGUGAAAGAGCGAAGAACGUAGUGAAGAGCCGAUUUCCCAAGAAGUCCUCGGGGUCGACCCGAAUGGUGUCGGUGGCUCCGUUCUCCACGAGAUCAACGGGCUCCGGCAAACUCUUCUCAGGGAAUGCGAAGGCGCUGAAGACGUAG
Phytophthora sojae is the source of this 1041-nucleotide messenger RNA. RefSeq lists its product as hypothetical. The transcript has a single exon. The record is from RefSeq and is a predicted model, not a curated record. Lineage: Eukaryota; Oomycota; Peronosporomycetes; Peronosporales; Peronosporaceae. Bases 1 to 1041 code for a protein of 346 amino acids. Gene Ontology annotation, biological process: transmembrane transport. Gene Ontology annotation, cellular component: membrane.